Molecule: messenger RNA, 3636 nt
Organism: Oryctolagus cuniculus (rabbit)
Lineage: Eukaryota; Metazoa; Chordata; Mammalia; Lagomorpha; Leporidae
Source: RefSeq, a predicted model, not a curated record
CAAUUAUGCAGCACCAGGGCCAGCACCAUGGUGCACUAGGUUAAUCCUCUGCCUGCAGAGCCAGCAUCCCAUAUGGGCACCAGGUUCUAGUCCCAGCUGCUCCUCUUCCAGUCCAGCUCUCUGCUGUGGCCUGGGAAGGCAGUGGAGGAUGGUCCAAGUGCUUGGCCCCUGCACCCCCAUGGGAGACCAGGAGGAGGCACCUGGCUCCUGGCUUCAGAUCGGUGUAGCUCUGGCCGUUGCGGCCAUUUGGGGAGUAAGCCAAUGGAAGGAAGACCUCUCUCUCUCUCUCUUUGUCUGUAACUCUACCCAUCAAAUAAACAAUUAAAAAAUCUUUUAAAAAAUUAUGCAGCACCGGACUUGAUAAAGAUCCACUUCUUUUUAAUCUCUUGAGCUCAAACACAACACAGGCCAUAUCAGUAUCUCCACAUCUCAUAACAGGGAACCAGGACAGGUGAUGGGGGUCGGGGGACUCUGUGCAACUUUCCCAGGUACAUGCAGCUUCCCUUUAGGGUCUGAACCUUCAAGCACUAGUCCCUGUACUCUCAUCUUAAGAAAAGUCUUUGUCUACCCUAUCAAACUGUUGGGUAGGAAAUGUUCACCACACUGCAAGAUCUGCCUAGCAUCCAACUCUGAUUUAGAGGAUGGCUCUGCACUAUUGAAUGGGAAAACUGGGAUGAAAGUGAGGAACUGCACACUUCCCUGUGGUCUUCUGCCGGUGGGAUGUCAACAGCUGUCUAUUGUCAUACUGUUCCAGGAUCUUGUCUAAAGAGUUUUAGACAAAAAGGAAGUCGGAGGUCAAGAACAUCGACUGUCCAUUCUGCACUGAAGGUCAGAAAAAUCUUUGUCUUGCCAAAGAACAGGAUGCCCCCAACAAAGGAAUCAGUUGAAGCUGCUCCUGAGGACCUGGUGGAAGCGAUUCCAAGAGACAGAGCAGAGGAGGAGGUCACAUCUCUUGGCAAGGUGGACUCAGGAUCCAGUGGACACUUGCCCCUGGAGGAUGCAUGGGAGGAGCUUCCUGGUGACACGGAGGAUAAAGAAACUCCAGAGUACACUGAGGUGAUCUCAAUACGAACAGCAAGUGAUUGGGUCUUGCAGAGCGUUUCGGACUAUACCAGUGACAAUGAAGCCUCUUCAGGCAACCUGGCAGAAUCUGAAAGUUAUCUUGGCAGCGGCGAUCUAGGGCUGUCCACAUGUUCCCUUGACGUUAACUACCCUGAAAGUCUACAGGACAUGGAGGACCUCGAUCAAGAUCAGGAAAUGGAAGCCAACAAACUGGAGCCCAGAGGUGGAGAGGCUGCCAUCGAGCCUGACCUGGAGAGUGAUGAAUGGAUGUUCAGGAUCCACGCAGACAUCUUUAGCUGCUCAGAAGUCUGCAGUGUGGAGUCCUGGCAAUCAGAGGAGCUGGAGUUUCCCACACCAUCGGAAACUUGAACUACACAGGAGACACAACAUCAGCCACAUCCCUCCUCACCAGUCCUCUGCGAGCUUUAUAUUAAAUUCUUUCACCUAGUACUAGUUGAUCUUCACAUGCUUUUCUGUAAAAUAAAUACAUCAUAAGAAAACACCUUUAGCAAAGGCAGAACUUAAUCAGACAGCAGUCACCCUAGGGAGUACCUCCAUCAUCACUCCCUCGAGAGGAAUCUCAUUUGGUCUUCACUGAACAAAGUCACUGCCAGGUUGGCUGUUAAAAUCUGUCCUUACAGUAAUGACUUUCUAGGGUUUUUGUCUCACGUCUGUUCCUUCCUCUGGAAGGGAUCAUGGGGUCCAUCUCACCCAAGAUCUCUCACAAAGACUUGGAUGCCAAUGUUAUUUUUCACCUAAUGGCAGCUUGGAUGGUACAAAGUGCUUGGCUCUUCUUGAGCAUCUUAAAUAUUGUCUUCUUUUUCCUCCCAACCCAGACCAGCUGGAUCAUUUUCAUUCCCUUCUAUGUUACUCAUCCCUGUAUUCUAGAUCUCUGAAUAUUUUUCAUAUAAUUCCAGAUUUUACUAGGCUAUAAAUGGCUUCACUCACUCAAAGUAUGACCCAGUUUUCUGUGAAGGAGGAGUUUGAGAGCAUAUUGUCAUUUCCGGAAACAGUCUGAAUUAUAAUUAUUAGCUUUAGAUCCUUGCAUUGGUUUUUCCUCUUCCAGCAAUCUCAUUCAUACACAUGCAGGUAUUCAACUUCUGGUAUUCCUCUCUCAUCUUCUGAAAUAUUUGGUCAAGCUCCUAUUCUGUAUAUUUCCUCUCUCACCUUCUGUUUCCUGAAAGGCACAGAUCUGUUUGUGUUUCUUCUGGUUUGCAUUUCAUGGGUGAUGUUAGUUUUUCCUGUUUUCCUCCUUCUUUCCUGAGUGUGCCCAUUCAUUUCUGAGCUUCCCUGAUUCUUAGUAUCCUGUCCUUCCAUGCUUGGUAUCAUUGUCUCAACCAUGUCUCCCUCAUCCUGAAAACUACCCCGCCGAGAACACAAAUUACACAAAGAUGGAAGUAUUUUCAUUAUCAGAGAGUACUUUCUCUCUCUUUAUUACUGAUUCCUCCCUCUAGUACUUUUAUAUGGGGACAGGCAUAUUGCCACCAAGAUUCUGGUUUUGUUCCUUUUAAUAGAAAAUUUGGUUUUGGGAAUUCUGCAUGAGCAAUAGGAUUCAGAAAGACUUGUCUUACUUCACAUAGCUUCUCUCAGUUGCUUUUGUGCAAUGCUGAAAAACAUGACACCUGAUUUCUUGGCUCUGCAAUUUACCAUUAUUCCAUAUGAUAUUCGCCUCUGAAAACCCCUUUUUCAACUUUACUGGAUUAUUGCUACUCCAUAGGAAGGCCUGUUAUAUAAGGAAACAAUGGCCCCCAACUUUGCAAAUCUAGAUUUAUAAAAUCCCUUUCUAUGAAGAGUCAGUAUCAGAAUCUCUGAGAUUAUGCAGUUACUUUCUAUGAUGUCUACAAAAUUCUUUUCUCUGAGUGACUGGUUAGCCUGUCUUUAUCAGUCACCAUUUCAUUCAUAGGAUCAUUAAGUUUUAGUUUCUUUUGGUUUCUUUGAAUCACAAAAUUUAGGAGCUUUUUUUAUUUAUAUUUGUGGCAUUUGAGUUUAGAAUUAGUAAUUUUCACUUUACUUUUACAUCAGUCUUAUUUCAGAAAAAUUUGGUUUCAGUUACCAAAAUGUUUUUUAGUUAGUUAGUUUUAGUGAGUGCUAUGCAUUUUGAAUCCCUUAGACUAUCAAACAGGUACAUGCAAGAUCAGGUUCACCUAGGUCCACAACUCCAGCAGAAAUGAGUUUUGCCAAGUUCAAGCAUAAACAGCUGGCUUACCACAAUUCCUUGUGUUUGACACAGAAUGGCCAAGGAUCAUCCUUACUGAUUUGCCCUUGUUGUCCUUAAAUGCACUACCUUGGAAAUAAACUCUCUAAGCAAAAGUACUCUUUGAAUUUUCUUUGCUGAUAUAUAAAAAUUAAUGUACAGGAAAAAACUGUCAUCCAUAUAAUGUCAUGAAUCCAAUUCCUGAGCAAUUAAAGAUUUACACACACACAUACACACACACUACAGGAUGGGUGGCUUGGAAAACAAAAUGAUGAUCUUAUACUCACAAACCAGGAGUUCAUGAAUGAACUCUGGCUCCCUGGAGCCUGGGGAUGUUCUACUGCUCACUGUCCAGGGACACCCAUUGGUGGAAUGGCUGA